This is a messenger RNA of Nicotiana attenuata, 420 nucleotides long. Its product is annotated as RNA-directed DNA polymerase homolog. Lineage: Eukaryota; Viridiplantae; Streptophyta; Magnoliopsida; Solanales; Solanaceae. The transcript has a single exon. The record is from RefSeq and is a predicted model, not a curated record. The annotation marks the transcript as partial.
AUGUGCAUUGAUUACCGGCAAUUGAACAAGGUGACGAUAAAGAACAAGUAUCCACUGCUGAGGAUUGAUGAUUUGUUUGACCAGCUUCAGGGCGCAAAAGUGUUUUCAAAGAUAGACUUGAGAUCUGGCUACCACCAGCUGAGGAUUAGGGCAUCCGAUGUCCCUAAGACAGCAUUCCGCACUCGGUACGGGCAUUAUGAGUUCCUGGUCAUGUCGUUUGGGUUGACCAAUGCCCCAGCAGCAUUCAUGGAGUUGAUGAACCGACUGUUCAGGCCGUAUUUGGACAUGUUCGUGGUAGUCUUUAUUGAUGAUAUUCUGGUGUACUCCCGCAGCCAGGAGGAGCACGAGCAGCACCUCAGAGUGGUUCUUCAGACUCUGAAGGAUAGUCAGUUGUAUGCGAAGUUCUCGAAGUGCGAGUUC